AUGGCGUGGCCCAACAAGAAUAAAGAUAUGCUCUACCGUCGAGUAGGCGAUUCGGGACUGCAUGUCUCUGCGCUCGGGCUAGGAGGAUGGCUAACUUUCGGUGGCCAUGUUGACAACGAGGUCACAUUCCAAUGCAUGAAGCAGGCCUAUGACUGCGGAAUUAACUUCUUUGACACUGCGGAAAGCUAUGCGGGAGGACAAUCUGAAAUCGUAAUGGGCCAAGCGAUCAAGAGGUUCGGAUGGAGUCGCAGCGAUCUCGUUAUCACCACCAAGCUUAACUGGGGCCUUGCCAACGGAGAAAUCCUCAUCAACAACCACGGCCUUUCACGGAAGCACAUCAUCGAAGGCACGCAGGCUUCGCUGAAGAGACUCCAGCUUGAAUACGUCGAUAUUAUCUACGCCCACCGGCCUGAUAGACUGACCCCAAUGGAGGAGACUGUGCGGGCCUUUAACUAUGUGAUUGAAAAGGGCUGGGCGUUUUACUGGGGAACUUCCGAGUGGUCGGCCGAUGAGAUCAUGGAAGCAUGUGGCAUCGCUAAGUCGCUCGGACUGAUUGCUCCUAUUGUCGAACAGCCCCUCUAUAACAUGUUGGACCGGGAGAAGGUCGAAGGCCAAUACCAACGGCUGUACUCUCGGUGCAAAAUUGGUCUGACAACUUUCUCCCCGAUGAAGAUGGGCCUUCUCAGCGGCAAAUACAACAACGCCACCACACAGCCUCCGGCGGGUUCGCGCUUCGCCGAAAGCAACGAUAAGUUUGCUAACAGUGUCCGGGCCGACUGGGAGAACAAGCAGUGGGCCGAGAACAUCCAGAAGAUCAAUGGUUUACAGACACUCGCCGAUAAACUUGACGUUAAGCUAUCGCAGCUUGCUCUGGCUUGGUGCUUGAAGAAUGAGAACGUCACUUCUGUUAUCACGGGUGCCUCCCGGCCAGAGCAGAUUGUCGACAAUGUGCAGAGCUUGAAGUUGCUGCCUAAGUUGACCCCUGAGGUCAUGGAGGAGAUCGAUGGCUUCCUCUUGAAUAAGCCCGCGCAGGAUCCCGCUAGACAGGAUUAG
Molecule: messenger RNA, 1053 nt
Organism: Aspergillus ochraceoroseus IBT 24754
Lineage: Eukaryota; Fungi; Ascomycota; Eurotiomycetes; Eurotiales; Aspergillaceae
Product: putative voltage-gated K+ channel beta subunit (KCNAB)
Exons: 6
Coding region: 1-1053 (350 amino acids)
Source: RefSeq, a predicted model, not a curated record